This is a messenger RNA of Coregonus sp. 'balchen', 7768 nucleotides long. The record is from the annotation of a GenBank genome assembly. NCBI's taxonomy places the organism in Eukaryota, Metazoa, Chordata, Actinopteri, Salmoniformes, Salmonidae.
ACAUGGCUGAGGACGAUUUGACUCCGGAGCAGCUAGCAGCCAUCGCUGCGGAGAACGACGUGGGCGAGACGGUCAACUACAAGCCCCCGGCCCAGAAGACCCUGCAGGAGAUCCAGGAGCUGGACCAGGACGACGAGAGCCUCCGGAAGUACAAGGAAGUUCUGCUAGGAGCCGGCGCUGCUGCUGUCGCUGGUGAGUGUGUGUGUUUCUGGCUCUGUGUGUGUUUCUGGUUGUGUAUUUGUCAUUGUUUUCUCAAUAAGUGUAUGGUGUGUGUUUGUAUGUGUGUCUACCUGGCGCCUGCUUAGUAUCUUUAUGGGUCAAUAAGACAGGGAGAAGGCUAUAGCUAAUACCCAGGGACUGUGUGUAUCUCAGAAUAAACAAAUGUUUAUUUAAUGUUGGGGCCCUUCAACUAAUGGAUAGCUGUCCUGAUUUCAGCUCUCACUGUGGGGCAGACCGUUGGACAGCUGGUUAUUACUGAUAGUAUACACGCAGUCCUCGUUCCUAAAUGUUGCCUCUAAGAAAAGGGCCUCUAAGAAGUCUUGGUCUGUACUAUCGAUUUAAAAGUUAUGUUUAAAUGGAGGCCUAGGUAAGGGCCAGAAGUUCACAGAUAUCCCUACUUGGAUGUUUUCAGUUCAGUUGUCAUUUAGACAACCAACCAUUUACAAAUACACUGCUCCAAAAAAUAAAGGGAACACUUAAACAACACAAUGUAACUCCAAGUCAAUCACACUUCUGUGAAAUCAAACUGUCCACUUAGGAAGCAACACUGAUUGACAAUAAAUGUCACAUGCUGUUGUGCAAAUGGAAUAGACAACAGGUGGAAAUAAUAGGCAAUUAGCAAGACACCCCCAAUAAAGGACUGGUUUUGCAGGUGGUGACCACAGACCACUUCUCAGUUCCAAUGCUUCCUGGCUGAUGUUUUGGUCACUUUUGAAUGCUGGCGGUGCUUUCACUCUAGUGGUAGCAUGAGACGGAGUCUACAACCCACACAAGUGGCUCAGGUAGUGCAGCUCAUCCAGGAUGGCACAUCAAUGCGAGCUGUGGCAAGAAGGUUUGCUGUGUCUGUCAGCGUAGUGUCCAGAGCAUGGAGGCGCUACCAGGAGACAGCCCAGUACAUCAGGAGACGUGGAGGAUGCCGUAGGAGGGCAACAACCCAGCAGCAGGACUGCUACCUCCGCCUUUGUGCAAGGAGGAGCAGGAGGAGCACUGCCAGAGCCCUGCAAAAUGACCUCCAGCAGGCCACAAAUGUGCAUGUGUCUGCUCAAACGGUCAGAAACAGACUCCAUGAUGGUGGUAUGAGGGCCCGACGUCCACAGGUGGGGGUUGUGCUUACAGCCCAACACCAUGCAGGACGUUUGGCAUUUGCCAGAGAACACCAAGUGGCAAAUUCGCCACUGGUGCCCUGUGCUCUUCACAGAUGAAAGCAGGUUCACACUGAGUACGUGACAGACGUGACAGAGUCUGGAGACGCCGUGGAGAACGUUCUGCUGCCUGCAACAUCCUCCAGCAUGACCGGUUUGUAGUGUGGUUUUCCACUUUAAUUUUGAGGGUGACUCCAAAUUGACAGCAAACCUAUGGUUAAGUAAGUAGGGUGUAAUUGUGUCAAGGUAGCUGUGGGUCAGUUACAUGAUUCAUAUGAACGUUCUUUGUCUGGUCUUGUUACAGAUCCCAGCGUUCCCAACGUCCAGGUGACACGGUUGACACUGAUGUGUGAGACUGCCCCGAACCCACUGACCCUGGACCUGCAAGGUGAGCUAUAAUACUGUAGUACUUAUUCACUGUAAGUCCUCUGAAAUGGGACCUAACAUAAUGAUGGACAUCUUAUCAUACGAGUGUUUCAAAACAUGGGGGAAAUUGUUCAGAGUGUGUAACUAACUGGCAUUGACAAACUGAUCUGUUAGCCCAUUAGAAAAAAAAGUAGUCUGUUCUUUCGACCGCUUGAAAUGUUUCAUUUUUAAACGUGUAGUUUGCUAUAUACAGACACGGUUGUAUAUGAAACACGACACAGUUGUAUAUUUCGCAGAUUCUGCCGUUACUCUCCUGAAGUUGCCGGUAAUAGGCUACAUGAGUAGUCGGCAACCUUUCUCAUGUGGAGUGCCAAUUUAUCUUACAUUUUCUACCUAUCUGCGUGCCAGUUAUGGUUUUCAUAUGCACAUUUUAGUGAAACAGUUUCAUUUCAUUUAUAAUAAUGUCUUCAUAUCUCAAAAUCAUUGUCAUGUGGUUAAUCUAAAUUCUAUCCAAAGGUAACUUCUAUUGCCAUUGCCAACUAUGUAAAAAUAGCCUACAUAAAGCCAACAAAUAAAAACAUUGCAGCCUACAAGUAGAAAAUAUCCUGAUAAAAAUAAAUAUCCUAUAAAUCAAAUUGGUUACACAUGGCCUGUUUGCAAUGAACGUGAAACAUUGUAUCAACUAUUAACUGGGUCUGGCCUGAAGCUUGCACUAGCGAACUUGCAACAUUGUAUAAAAUAUUCUGGGCCCUCAGAGUUUCCACGCCAAUGAGCUCGGGACAGACACAGCUGUAGGCUAUUUGCGCAAGGGAUAAGAAGCAGUGCUUGACUUGGGCAGGGGCUCAGCAGAGGGGAGUACAGGCACCUCAAAUAUUCUACUGUUUGAGCUCCUGUUCCUUUUAUAGAAUAUUAGCUCAAAACAAUUGUGGAGCUCCUGCACCUAAAUAUAAACAGUACCAGCACCCAAAAUGAGUACCGGAACCUAUUUCAGUCCAAGUCAAGCUCCACAGGUCAUUAGUGGUGGUGUGUUAAAUCAAUCAGAAAUACUAUUAGAUCCCCAAAUGGGCACAUUUAUAUGCCUACAUUUGCACACAGACCAGGUAGCCUAUAGGCCUACUUCUAUGCGUUCGUGUCCUUACUCAACAUUGACAGGAGCGCUCCAAACAAAAGACAAUGACUAAAUUGACAGAAGUCGUAAAUGGAAUUCAAUAAACCAAAAGUUGUUUCUCACAAGUGUAGCAUAGGUUGUGCACUCUGCAAACAACGUGUCCACUCCGACAAUGAGAACAGGAAGACUGGAAUAAUAAUAUUGAAUGCAUUAACAGAAAUGACCAUAACCAAAGUAACAAACAUUGUAGAUUAGGAAUUAAUGGUAAAUGUACUACUGGUGAUAUAUGUAAUGGGGAAUUGACAUACACUUACAAUGAAACGCAAACAAUUCACACAAUGAAACAAUUAAUGUGCACAAAUUGGCGAGAGAGCGCAUUCUGGAGAGAGAAGUGCAUUGUGCAUCUGGGCGCAUGGUCAAUCCAACGUCUGCAUUGGCCAUACAGCAUUUACUGUGAUAUGGCCUCAGCAGAAGUCAGGGCAAGAAUGGCCUCAGCAGAAGUCAGGGCAUUCAUACUUCUUGCGCUUCGCGGAGCACUGCAGAGCUGUUGUCAAGGAAGUGAGUUUGUGUUUAUAUACAGGAUGUACUGCCCCCACCUACCAUCAACCAAUCAUGUCAAUACGGAGCUAUACAGAGUCCUCCGCAUUGUUACAACAUUUGGGAGGCGCAUGGCUAUGCGGUACAUAGCUCGAUUUGGCCUCUGCAUGCCUCUGGAGGCUCCACAAUUGCAUCAAACCCUCCACAUUUUCGAAUCAAGCAUAAAUUGGCUUUUAGUCUAGUGCUCUGCAAUGGAUUAGUUCUCUGAGAUGGGCGCAAUUUUUAAAAAAUAUAUCUAUAUCAGUGCCUUCAGAAAGUAUUCAGACCCCUUGACUUUUUCUACAUUUCGUUAAAGCCUUAUUCUAAAAUUGAUAAAUAAAUAAAUAAACAAAUGCCUCAGCAAUCUACACACACUACCCCAUAAUGACAAAGCAAAAACAGGUGUUUAGAAAUGUUUGCUCAUUUCAACAAAAACAGAAAAUAAAAGUAAAAUAUCACAUUUACAUAAUUACUCAAACCCUUUACUCAGCACUUUUGGCAGCGAUUACAGUAUCGAGUCUUCUUGGGUAUGACACUACAAGCUUGGCACAUCUGUAUUUGGGAGUUUCUUCCAUUCUUCUCUGCAGAUUCUCUGAAGCUCUGUCAGGUUAGAUGGGGAGCAUUGCUGCAGAGCUAUUUUCAGGUCUCUCCAGAGAUGUUAAAUCGGGUUCAAGUCCGGGCUCUGGCUGGGCCACUCAAGGACAUUCAGAGACUUGUCCCGAAGCUACCCCUGCGUUGUCUUGGCUGUGCUUAGGGUCUGAAUGCUUAUGUAAAUAAGAUAUUUCAGUUUUUAAUACAUUUGUAAAAAUUUCUAAAAACUUGUUUUUGCUUUGUCAUUAUGGGUUAUUGUGUGUAAAUUGCUAACGAUUUUUAUUUAUUUAAUCCAUUUUAGAAUAAGGCUGUAACGUAACAAAAUGUGGAAAAAGUCAAGCGGUCGGAAUACUUUCCGAAUGCACUGUAUGUGUUACUGCUCGACUAAAACAAUCUCUGUCGAUCAAUAGCCUAACGACCAAACAAUCGACCAGUCGACUAAUUGGGGUCAGCCCUAUAGCCCAUGUUCUAAGAAAAUACCUGCUACUGUCACCUGACUCUCUUGAGGAUGUGAGCAAUAGACCUUGUGCUGCUGAACAGAAUGAGCUGAGACAUCCUGAAUGAGGCAGGCCAGUGCCAGUAAAAAUGUGUUCAUCACACUCGUAUGUACUUGUAGUGACGACUGGCGGUCAUAAACGAACACUGAGAAAGGGUUCCUGAGGAACAGUUUAAAACAGCCACUCGUGUCAGAAGUAACAUGCUGGAAACUGUGAAUGAAUGGAAAUAAAUUAAAAGGGUAUUUUGAACAUUUCAAAGCCUUAGCUCAUGGUCUUUCCAUGUACAGCACAUAUAGCAAAUUCUGGGGAGAAAACUGGUUCGAUGCCAUACAUCAUGGGGGGAAACGAGGAGAAUACUAACUGUAAGUCGCUCUGGAUAAGAGCGUCUGCUAAAUGACUAAAAUGUAAAUGUAAUACUGUAUUGCUUCUAUUGUUUCCCCAGUCCAGUCUGUUACACUGCUAGAUGUUGAGGGAGAGUGCUACAGCACUGCUAGAAGACAGUAUUAAAAACCCUAAUUAAGUUUGCUAAUGAGGCAUUGUCACCGCUGGGCUGAGAUAAUGACCCCUGCUGAGGUGUCAGAGCUGCCUAGGACUCCACAUGGCUGUUAAAGACACCAUGCUCUCACACUCCACACUGGGGCCCUGUAGCCAGUAGUCCCCUGCUGCAUGCCCUAGUUUGUGUGUGUGAGUUGGAGAAACCUUAUUGUUUUUUUCCCUCAUUGUCUCUCUAACAGGAGAUCUGGAGGCCUUUAAGAAGCAGUCCUUUAUCCUGAAGGAGGGAGUGGAGUACAGAAUAAAGAUCAGCUUCAAAGUGAGAGCACAGUUCUGAUCUUUUGCAGUGGUCCUUGCUGACAUGUAAAGGUACAGGUAACUGCCAAAAUAAAGGAAACACCAACAUAAAGCGUCUUAAUAGGGUGUUGGGCCACCACGAGCCAAAACUUUGGAAUAGAUUCUACAAGUGUCUGGAACUCUGUUGGAGGGAUACGACACCAUUCUUCCACGAGAAAUUCUGUCAUUUGGUGUUUUGUUGAGGGUGGUGGAAAACGCUGUCUCAGGCGCCGCGCCAGAAUCUCCCAUAAGUGUUCAAUUGGUUUGAGAUCUGGUGACUGAGACGGCCAUGGCAUAUGGCUUACAUCGUUUUCAUGCUCAUCAAACCAUUCAGUGAUCACUCGUGCCCUGUGGAUGGGGGCAUCCUACAGGGGCAUAGCAAUGGUAGCCAAAAUAAUGGCCUGCCCAGCAUUUUUAUGCAUGACCCUAAGCAUGAUGGAUGUUAAGUGCUUGAUUAACCCAGGAGCCACACCUGUGUGGAAGCACCUGCUUUCAAUAUACUUUGUAUCCCACAUUUACUCAAGUGUUUCCAUUAUUUUGGCAGUUACCUGUACAAUAUGUAAGUUAUUGCAUAAUUUACCUGAAAUAAAACAAAAGAGAUUAAAUGUAGUUCAAUUCACGCAAAUGAAAGCUGUUUGUAUAAAGACCCCCUCAGUUCCCUAAAAAGGCAGUCGCUAUACUCCCCCCCCCCCCCCCCCCCCCCCCCCCCCCAGUUAUUGUAUUUUUCAGAUUUCAUAUAAUGCUUGUUGCCAUGGUUCACAAGGUCUUUAAAUUGCCUAUUUCUGUCAGAUGAGCUUGCGAUAAGCUAGAUUGAUUUUCCAUGCCACUAACAAUGCCUCUGUCUCUGCAGGUAAACAAGGAGAUUGUCUCGGGACUCAAGUAUGUCCAGCAGACCCACAGGAAAGGAGUGAGAAGUGAGUGCUUGCUGCUUCCUAUCCCUCUUGUUUGUUCCCUCCUGACCGCCAUCUCAACCGCACAGGCCUUCCUCCCAUAGUAAAUGUGGGAAAUGAUGACCUAGACUCAAGCAAAUGUUGACAUCAACGUUGAAGUUUCCCACUACCAUCAGUUUCUGCAGAUGCCCUGUUAAUGGAAUGUACAAGGUGAUACAUUGUCAUGGUUUCCAAAUGUUGGUCCUAACAGAAUUGAAGAGAUAAGUGGCAUGAUGCCACAUCAACACCGUUGCUUUAGACAAUAAGGGAAUCAGUUUAAAUGAAUUAGUUCAACGAAGAGCUGUAAACACUUAAGGCCUGUAGAGACUACCAUUGUUUAAUGACGUUGACAGACAGCCCCGGCCCACACACUGCCUUCCCUUUUUAAUCUGCCAAGAGAAACAGGCAGAAGGGCCAGGGCCUGAAAUUGAGAUAUUGUUUGAAACCGGAUGCACAAGUCAAGGCUGAAAAACAGACAACACUGUCAAUAGAGAUAUUAUUGAGAAAUUGCUUUGGGAUGCUUUCAUCUCAUGUUUUUACUGAGCAGAGGGGCAGGGCGUGAAAAAUGUUUGUUUGAAACUGGAUGCAAGUCGAGGCACGAAACAGCCUGUUGUGUCAAUUGCUUUAUUAGUGAGUCGUGUUUUGUGAGGCUUAUCGAGAAAUCAAAAUAAAUUAGAGCAGGCCUCCCGAGUGGCGCAGCGGUGUAAGGCACUGCAUCGCAGCGCUUUAGGCGUCACUACAGACCCGGGUUCAAUCCCAGGCUGUAUCACAGCCGGCCGUGACCGGGAGACCCAUGAGGCGGUGCACAAUUGGCCCAGCGUCGUCCGGGUUAGGAGAGGGUUUGGCCCAUCGCGCUCUAGCGACUCCUUGUUGCGGGCCGGGUGACUGCAAGCUGACUUUGGUCGCCAGCUGGACUGUGUUUCCUCCGACACAUUGGUGCGGCUGGCGAGCAGUGUGUCAAGAAGCAGUGCGGCUUGGCAGGGUUGUGUUUCGGAGGACGUAUGGCUCUCGACCUUCGCCUCUCCCGAGUCCGUAGGGGAGUUGCAGCGAUGGGACAAGACUGUAACUACCAAUUGGAUAUCACGAAAAAGGGGUAAAAGUACAAACAAACAAAAUAAUAAUGGAGCAAAACAGUCAGUUGUUUUUCAUUAGUCCUGUUUAUUGAUAACUUUCUUCCCAGAGAGCUAGUAUUUUCUCCAAGUAGUUACUCCCUGUUUCAUUCAGGUUUUCCGUUUAGUGCCUAAUGAACACCACCCUGUAUUUCUUGUCCUCCCUGGUGAUUCAAACACCCCAUCUUUUCUCUCGGUCUCUGUAGUUGACAAGUCAGACUACAUGGUGGGGAGCUACGGGCCGAGGCCGAAUGAGUACGACUUCCUGACCCCGCUGGAGGAGGCUCCUAAAGGCAUGCUGGCCCGCGGCACCUACAACAUCAAGUCCAAGUUCACCGACGACGAUAAGCACGACCACCUCUCCUGGGAGUGGAACCUCAACAUCAGGAAAGAUUGGAAAGAC